UCCUGGCGGCGAGGGCGGACGUUUCUGGCCUUCAGAAUUACAGGAAAAAGCGUUACUUGGGCUGAGCCGGGCAACUUCCUAUUUUGUACGCCCAUUCGCGUUCUCGGAGGGGCAGAGGCGCCUGCUAAACCAAACGCCCGUUCUGCAGGUGAGCAUUUCUUGCCUGUAGUUACUGAGAAGGAAAUGUUCAACUCUUUGAUUUGGAUGUUCGUCCUGCUCUGCAGCUCUGUAGCAGAUGAAAACUCUAUCAGAGAUGCUGACAUUUUUCCUUCAUCUACUGAAAUUGAAAGAGGAUCCCCUCUGAAACGAUUUUGUGUUCUUGGAAAACGCCACCUGCCUCACAGAAACGCAAGCCACAUCAUCUGGAAAUUGAAUGAUGAAUUGAUUGCUCCAGAAAACUAUAACAUCGUGAAUGAGACUGUAUCUAGUAUAACCAUUCCUAAUUUCACUUACAGCAGAGCUUAUCUGAAAUGUUUCAUGAAGUACUUGGACAAGGAACAGCUUCUGGUUCACACAGAAGUUAAAUCUGGCUUUCCUCCAGACACUCCAGGAAAUAUUUCCUGCAUUUAUUACUUUGAUGCUAAUCUUACCUGUACCUGGAAUUCAGGAAGAGAAACAAGUUUAGCAAGAAACUAUACUCUUUACCGAAAACUGGCGAUUAAUCCAAAUAUUACAGACAGCACCUGCGAGAGUAAAAGAGAGUCAUGUUCAUUUCAUCAUCCAGAUACUCCAUAUGGUAGUUCUUUUUGUUUUCAGGUGAAAGCUGAAAAUGUUUUGGGUGAAGCCUUGUCGAAGUGUGUUCCUAUAGCUAUGGGAAAAAUAGAGAAAUUUGACCCUCCUGAAAUACUUUUAGUUAAAACGAUCACUGGUAUAAAGCAGUUACUUACAGUAAUCUGGAAAAUGCCUGAAAAGAUUGUCGCUUCACAAGGUUUAACUUGCCAGGUUCAAUACAGAAACUUGUAUUCCAACUCUACAAAAUGUGUCACUGUCUCAAUGAAUUCUGCAGAGAAAAUAGGAUCACUUAAUCUCACAGGUCUAUGGGACUCCACAGAAUAUUCUGUUGCCAUUCGGUGUAUCAGUAAUGAAUCAAUAUUUUGGAGUGAAUGGAGUGGAGAGAAAAAUGGAAGCACAGAAGAGAUAGCUCCUUCAGAAAAAGUGGAUUUGUGGAGAGUAAUUGAGUCUUCACACUCACCUGGAAGUAGAUCUGUGCAUCUUAUGUGGAAGCCAUUAAAUAGCUUCCCACCUCCUGGAAAAAUUCUAGGCUACAAAAUACAGUAUUUUCCAGAAAACAAGACUGCGCUUAAAAUGAUAAAAAACUCUACUGACAAGAAAAUCACUUUACUUUUAAAUGAAGAGGCAUAUGUAGUAUCUGUUACUGCCUAUAACUCUGCUGGAAAUUCUCCUGAAGCUGUUAUGAGGAUUCCAUCCACAGAUGAAAAAACUGCUCAGAUUAUUGAAACAGUGAAUACCCCUCCAUCAAAUGAAGAAGUGAUUGUGGAAUGGGUAACCUCUAAACCAAAAGCAACAGAAUAUGUAAUUGAGUGGUAUGAGGACUUGGAGAUGGAUCCUUUUGCUAGGUCGUGGCAAUAUGUGUUGAAUUCUACAACCUGGAAAACUAACAAAAAAAACUUUAAACCAUUUGUAUGCUAUAACAUCUCAGUGUAUCCUCUUUAUGGAAAUAAAGUAGCAGCUCCAUAUACCAUACAAACUCAUGUUCAAGAAAGAAAACCAUCAGAAGGACCUGUGGCUGACACAGGCAUGCUGGGAAAAAAUGAAGUUACUAUAAAAUGGAAUGAGAUUUCAAAGGAUAAAAGAAAUGGAUGUAUCACUAACUAUACAAUAUUUUAUAAACCUGAGGAUGGAAAAGAAUUGAAUGAAACAGUGAACUCUGAUGUUCUACAAUACAGACUGAAGUCGUUACAGAGUAAUACACAGUAUACUGUCUAUAUCAUGGCAAGCAAUCGAGCUGGUGGAACCACUGGAGAGCCAAAGACCUUCAAAACUUUGAAACUGGAUAAAGAAGAUGUUGUUUUCAUUGCUCUACUUGUUGGAAUAAGCAUGUUCUGCCUGUUAGGCCUUUGGGUAACAUGUGUUUUGAAAAAACACACGUUUAAGAAAGUUUGCUGGCCUGAUAUACCAAAUCCCGCAGAGAGCAUUGCAGUGGAAUGGCCUCUUGCUGCAUCGAUGAAUAAUUCACUUUUGAAGAGAUUGGCAUCUGAGGCUAAAACUUUAGACUUUGAAGACAUAAGUGUUUUGGAAAAUUGUUUUCCUGAAGAAAGUCAGGAAGGAUCACUACUAGUGAAUUGUGAAAACCAUGUUUCUGAAUGUGUUGAUAUUAAUGCAGAAGACAUGAUCAAUGGAGAUAAAAAGACACUGUAUAAACAAGAAAAUGAAGCCGCUAAAUGCUUUUCGCCAUCCAUGCCUUAUGUAAUCACUGAUCAAUUUACCAGAAGCCAAAUGAAGUCAACUUUGAUACCAGUGAAGGAAAUCCAACCCAUAGAAAUGCUGGCAAAUGAUUUGUGUGGAUCCCAACAGAAUUCAGUCAAAAACGAAGAAAAUGAUGAUGAAGUUUUAAAGCUGGAAAAUUUCAGUGAGAAAACACUGUUCAAUCCAUACCUUAAAAAUUCUGUUAAAACAAGGGAAUUUCUGUUUUCUGAGAGCUUACCAGAGCACAGUAUGCAUGAACACAAAAGCCAGUCAAGUGUCUUACUUCCUUUUCAACAAAAUGUAGCAGGACAACCCUACAUAACACUGGACACGUUUGAGCUGGCCACAGCUCAGUAGCGUGAGAAGAUUUUCCGUUGUAAAAUCCCCCCGUGAAAAACCUCUUGGCACUGCUGCUCAUGUGCAUUCCUAUGUUUCAACCUGUCUGAUCUCCCUUAAUUUGGAUGGAAACACCCUCUUCCUUCAAACAGCUGUGAAAUUAUUUUUUGCACUGUGUUUAUACAUGUCAGGGUUCACUUUUGGUGUGGGUGGGUUUGUUUUUGGGUGUUUGAGGGGUGUUGUUUUGAUUUGUUUGUUUGUGGAUUUUUACCAGACAUGCCAGUACUGAGGCAAAAGAAAUAGCUUUUGUUGUUUCUUCUUAGUUCUCCCAUAAUCAGCCUACUAAAACAAACUUGUGUUUGCUGUGACAGCAUCCAGCAAUGCAAACAGCUCAUCGAUUUCCCCCCAGGUAGGCAGUUCCCAAGGCUCAGCUCUGCUGGGGAAACAUGGACUGACUUGAACAGAGCCAGAAUCUGAUGACAUCUUCCUUCAGUUACAUGAAGUAAAACUACUGCCCUGUUCUUACUGUCCUUGAUUGUUUUAUAUAUGGUUUUAUGUAUAGUCUUCCUUUUGUAUCACAAAUGCCUUGUAGAUUUGAGUAGUUGUCUUUUUGUAUCUUGAGUCUUGAAUCAAUGGUUUGGUUUAUAGUUUCUUUGUCUUUAAUGAGAGUAUAUUUGUAUGUUAUCUGCAUUUGAAAAAGACAGGUUUAUGCUGUCUAUGUAGCUCCUUUCUCUCAUGUUUUUAGUCAUUCUCUGCAUUUUGUGCUGCUUUUGUCUCUCCUGUUUGUUUCCUGAUUUUAAAUACUAUUUACUGAAGCAUAACUUCUUAUCUCCUUAUUCCUUGGCCUCUAAUUCGUCACAGUUUAAAUAUUCUGUGUUCCUCAGCUGAGCAGUUGAGAUUUUGAUAUUUUGAACUAAAAAAAAAAAAAAACCCAAGGCAUAUUCUGUUGGAAUAAGCAGUAAGUUAGGAAGUUAUUUUUCUGGGAGGUAAUGAAAAAAAACACUAAGUUUAAAAAUAUUGCUAUAUAUCCUCUGGUAGCUGAUUUAGGUUAGGUAUUUCUACAUGAAGGCUAUAACUUUUGUAAUUUGUUUUAUGAUUUUGAUGAAUCAUAAAACUGCUUGUGUUUUCCAUUUUACAAAACGACAAUUAAGCAGGAAACACUCAAUCACACCUUUUUUUUUUUUUUUUUUUUUUCAGGAAAUUGGCCAUUACUGUAAAAUUCUUACUGAAAUAUUUACUCUGUUAAAUAACAGGUUGAAAAGGAUGAAGAGUCUAAAGAAUUUGAUCUUCAUUAUGACACAUGUGACUUAUGGUCACUUUAAGACUUUAAUGUAAUUUUACAGUACUUAAAGGCUUGAUGUCAUCAGUCUUGUUUGCACAUAACUACAGACUUCUCUUGGGAUAAAAAAAGAUAGAGGAGUUAUGGGGAUAGAAAAACAAAAAACAAAUGUGAAUAGGAACAGAAAGUCUUUCUUUUCUGUGAAGGAAGAGAAGUGGGAGAAUGGAAAAUAUAUUGUCCAGCAUGAAUGAGAAGACUGAGCCUUUCUCUGGAUGUAUGGGCUAUUACUUGCAUUGUGUUGGGGAAGACAGGGUAAAGUUUGCAUUCAGGAUUUUCAUCUACAGUUUGGAAGUUGCUUUUCAUUACAAUGAUAUUUGUAGUUUUCAAGGAAGGAUAAGAAAACCAGUUUCUGCAAAUAUUCCUUGGUCAGCAUCACAGAUUUCCAUCUCUCAUAUUUGUUGGGUCGCUGACUCAAUCACAGAAUUUUUUUUCACUUAAAUCUCAGUAUUUGUUUUAAUAUCACAAGAUAUAAAAAUAAAGAGAUGCAGAGGUAUUUUGGGGCUGUCUAGGAAUUUUUUAGCAGCCAUAUGAAAGUUGCAUACUCUGUGUUGAGAUCGAGACAGGUAAAAAUUAAAAAUAAUCCAGUCUGUAAUAUCUCUUAGCUUUUGGAGGCUAAGUAUAAUCUCAUUUUCUGUCCCAUUAUAUUUCCUUCUCUACUGAUAUUCUGAUUUUCUGUCCUCAUUUUUCUCUUUUCCUUGCCCAUUGUUUUCUCUGAAAAAGCAAAAUGCAAGUAACUGGGCUCAGUACAUUCCAGAAAUUAAGGCUGCAUUUUGCACAUGCUUUGAAAUGCCAGCUUCUUGUAAUGGGUUUGUUUUGCAUUGGGAAUUGUACUCCUGAGCUUUUACAAUUUGUCUUUCAAACUAAUACUGUGACUCAUUAAAAAAAUAAAAUUGAGAGAACACAGAAAAGUUUUUUAUUGAUUUAUACUAAAUACACCAUUUAGACAUUUUAGAUUUUCAUGUUCAUUUAGAAAUGUGUUCCUAGUUUGAGAGGGAUUUACAAUAGUACACCUGCUGUAGACGGACUGGCAAGGCAUCUGACCUAGCUGGUGCUAUUUAGUGUUUAUCUUCCCAAAAGAUGUAUUUCAUUACAGAUAACGUGGUUUUCUCUUCCUGUUCCUGAAACAUUGAUUUAUAAUAAAUAACCCAGCUAGCAUGGGUUUAGGAAAGGCAGGUCCUGCUUGACCAACCUGAUCACCUUCUAUGAUAGGGUGAAACAUUUGGUGGAUAAUGAAAAGGCUGUAGGUGUCUGUUGUUUUGUAAAGCUUUUGGCAGUGUUUCCCAUGGCAUUCUGCUGAAGAAACUGGCAGCCCAUGGCUUGUACAGGUGCACUCUUCCCUGGGUAAAAACUGGCUGGCCAGACAGGCUCAGAGAGUGGUGGUGAAUGGAAUUACAUCCAAAUGGCAACUGGUCACUAGUCAUGUUCCCCAGGGAUCAGUAUUGGGACCAGUCUUAUUUAAUGUUUUUAUUAAUGAUCUGGACAAAGGGAUUGAGUGCACCCUCAGUCAGUUUGCUGAUGACACCAAGCUGGGUGGGGAUAUUCAUCUGCUGAAGAACAGGAAGCCUAUGAAGAAGGAGCUAAGCAAGUAAGAUUA
Messenger RNA from Myiozetetes cayanensis, 5696 nucleotides. It is a transcript of the gene IL31RA, whose product is annotated as interleukin 31 receptor A. Gene Ontology annotation, molecular function: cytokine binding; cytokine receptor activity. Lineage: Eukaryota; Metazoa; Chordata; Aves; Passeriformes; Tyrannidae. Gene Ontology annotation, cellular component: signaling receptor complex; external side of plasma membrane. The record is from RefSeq and is a predicted model, not a curated record. The transcript has 16 exons. Gene Ontology annotation, biological process: cytokine-mediated signaling pathway. Bases 184 to 2784 code for a protein of 866 amino acids.